Molecule: messenger RNA, 2730 nt
Organism: Zophobas morio
Lineage: Eukaryota; Metazoa; Arthropoda; Insecta; Coleoptera; Tenebrionidae
Gene: aralar1
Product: calcium-binding mitochondrial carrier protein Aralar1
Exons: 12
Coding region: 315-2381 (688 amino acids)
Biological process (GO): aspartate transmembrane transport; L-glutamate transmembrane transport; malate-aspartate shuttle
Molecular function (GO): calcium ion binding; L-aspartate transmembrane transporter activity; L-glutamate transmembrane transporter activity
Source: RefSeq, a predicted model, not a curated record
UAGAGCACUAAAAAUAAGCAUCCCAGUCGAAAUCCGCCACCAUUAUACACUAUUCCACAACAUGAUCGGCGAUUUUUGCACGGUUAUUUUAACGUACGUGUGUGUAUACACAAUGUCCGAAGUUAAAAUUAAAAUAACGGACAACUUGGUGGACACGUUGAUCCAUUCGCUCACUUCAGCAUUUUGAGAUUUUUCGGCCUAUUUUUAAACGCCACGGUGACGUACAAUUAGUGCUUAAUAUUUUUCAACUUUCCUAUUAUUCGUGUGGCGGUGAGUGCGGUCGCUUUUUCUGGAAUUUCUCGGUCCAAGUUGAAAUGUCGAGAAUCGGUGCUACUACGUUGCUUGCAGAGGGUGGUGGAUAUCUGAAGCGAGCCAAUCCGGACCACUUGCGGGAUAUCUUCGACAAAUAUGCGUCCAAAGAGAAGAAUGGGGAGAAGUUUAUGACUGCGGAGGAUUUCGUUAUUAAAUAUCUGGGAUUGUUCGGACCGGAAAAUUACAAUGCACACUCGGUGGGGUUGCUGGCCGGAAUCGUCGACACGAGCAAAGAUGGACUCAUUUCGUACCCGGAGUUUCAAGCGUUCGAAGGGCUGCUGUGCUUUCCGGAUGCCCUUUACAAAACUGCAUUUCAAUUGUUCGACACUAACGGAAAUGGAAUGGUUAGUUUUCAGGAAUUCGUUGAGGUAAUGAGCAAAACCGACCUCCACCAGCGAAUUCCGUUCGACAUGGACUCACCCUUCGUGCAAUUAUACUUCGGUCGCGACAAGAAACGCACCGUUUCCUACAGCGAGUUCAGCCAGUUCCUGCACGACUUCCACGAGGAGUACGCCAUCGAGGGCUUCCGAAGAGCGGAUAAGGAAGGAAGCGGCUUCAUAUCCGUUCUGGACUUUCAGUACAUAAUGACCAACAUCAAAAGCCAUUUGCUCACUAAGCAAGUACAGUCCCACCUAAUCGAGGCAGCCCAAGGGUCCCAGAGCGGUCGUAGGGUCAGCUUUCCGUAUUUCAUUGCAUUUAAUUCGUUGUUAAACAACAUGGAGUUGGCCAAACGUAUUUACCUGAACGUGACGAAUGGCCACCGAGCGCAGGAGGUGAGCAAGGAGGAGUUCAUGCACUCGGCUCAAGCCAUGUCGCAGAUGACGCCACUGGAGGUCGACAUUUUGUUUCAGCUGUGUGAUGUACUUCAUCAAACGGGACAGUUAAAUAACGAAGAGAACGGUUUGUGUGACGGGCGGAUCGUGUAUAACGACCUUAACGCCAUUGCACCAGAGCAGUACUAUAAACAGAUCACCACACGAUUGGCCGAGAUCAGAGCCAUUUCGAACCCAGAAGACAGAGGCAUUUUUAUUCAAAUUUUGGAGAGCGUUUAUCGAUUCACUUUGGGUUCGAUAGCCGGCGCGGUUGGUGCCACUGCGGUCUAUCCCAUUGAUUUGGUGAAAACGCGAAUGCAGAAUCAGAGGACUGGUUCCUUCAUUGGUGAAUUGAUGUACAGAAAUAGCUUUGAUUGUUUCAAGAAGGUCAUAAGGCACGAGGGUGUGUUUGGGUUGUACAGGGGUUUGGUACCUCAGUUGAUGGGCGUCGCUCCGGAGAAGGCCAUCAAGCUCACGGUGAACGACUUCGUCCGCGACAAAUUCUACGACAAAAACGGCAAUAUAUCCCCCCUCGGCGAAAUCAUUUCCGGAGGAACCGCCGGCGCUUCCCAAGUCAUCUUCACCAACCCCCUGGAAAUAGUCAAAAUCCGGCUACAAGUAGCAGGCGAAAUCGCCGGAGGAGCCAAAGUCCGCGCCUGGGAGGUGGUGAAAGAACUCGGCUUGUUCGGGCUAUAUAAGGGCGCGAAAGCCUGUUUGUUGCGAGAUAUACCUUUCAGUGCCAUUUACUUCCCCACGUACGCUCACACGAAAGCGAAAUUCGCCGACGAAAACGGCUACAACAGUCCCAUAUCCCUCCUAGUUUCCGGUGCCAUCGCCGGCGUGCCGGCAGCAGGUCUGGUAACUCCAGCCGAUGUGAUCAAAACUAGGUUACAAGUAGUCGCGAGAACCGGUCAAACGACGUACAAUGGCGUACUUGACGCCACGAGGAAAAUAUACGCGGAGGAAGGCUUCCGGGCUUUCUGGAAGGGUGCCAUUGCUCGUGUUUGCCGAUCGUCGCCCCAGUUCGGUGUCACCCUGUUGACGUACGAAAUUCUCCAGAGGCUGCUCUAUAUUGAUUUCGGCGGAACGCGUCCUGCCGGGUCGGAAUUGAAGGUGACAGCUCUGGGAGGAGAGGCUUCCAAGACACGGAACCCGGAUCAUGUUGGUGGUUACUCGGUGUCUAUACCAGUUUUCUCAGGGAUAGAAACUAAAUUCGGUCUUUGCUUACCGAAGUUUAGUGUACAAAGAGUAGCCUAAGAGGGGGGAUAUGUUUAGUUAAAUUAGGUCCAAAUGCUUAGCUUCUGCCACCGGCCGGCACUUUUCGAGUUUACUCUGUACAUAGAUAGCUGAAGAACAGAUAUUGUUAUAAAAACGUAUGCUUUAUUUUUACAACCAUGUUUUUUAGUUUUGUAAUGCGGAGUGAGUUGUACUUUUGACGUUAUGAAAACUGUGCAUUGUGUCGCUUUUCACGGGAAAGGUGUUAUUGAAUGCAUUGUUUUUAUUUUUUACUACCAGAGUUUUUACAUUUCAUACUCGUGAUUUUCCCAACUCUCAAUUUUAUUAAAACACUCUUUAAUAUUGUAUUUAAUAAAGUAUACAACGUUAA